This is a messenger RNA of Emys orbicularis (European pond turtle), 6498 nucleotides long. RefSeq names its product telomerase protein component 1-like. NCBI's taxonomy places the organism in Eukaryota, Metazoa, Chordata, Testudines, Emydidae. Gene Ontology annotation, biological process: telomere maintenance via recombination. Gene Ontology annotation, cellular component: telomerase holoenzyme complex. The record is from RefSeq and is a predicted model, not a curated record. Gene Ontology annotation, molecular function: telomerase RNA binding; telomerase activity; protein binding. Bases 1 to 6498 code for a protein of 2165 amino acids. The transcript is spliced from 45 exons.
AUGAAAACUCCGGGUCCCGCCCUCCGCCCCAGCCCUGCCUCCUGCUGGCUGGAGAACCCUUUCCUGGGGGGCCACAGCCCCCUUCUCCCAGCCUGGGUAGAGGAGACCAGGGCCCGGCUUCUCCGCCCUCUCCCGCCCCCUGCCCCCUGGCUGAGCUCCCUGACCACCACACCCUGCCUGGCGUCUGCCCCCGUCUCUACACCCAGCCGGGCGCCCCUUGCCCCUGGAGGUGAGGAUGGGACCCCGGCCCGCAGCGAGGAGCUGGAGCCGCCCUGGCGGGCCGAUGCUGCCCCCGACCCUUCCGGCUCGCUGCCCCAGUACACCUUGUCAGAGCUGCCGGCUGAGCCAAGCCCGGAGCACCUGGGGCAGAGGGACCCUAGCGCCCAGCAGCCUCCCAGGAAGGGCCCCCAGCAGCACCUGAGAGAGCACAAGCUGGCCCUGGUGAACCUGGUGUGCUGCUCCCUCAUGGAGGAGUCUGAUUUGGGGGCCCCCAGUGACCCGACGCGUGGGCGCCUGGUGGAGCUGUGCGAGGAGCUGGCCCAGCUGGAGCCUGAGUUCAUCCUUAAGGUCGCCCUGUAUACGCGCCAGGAGCUGAACAUCCGGGCAACGGCCAACUUCCUGCUGGCACUGGCGGCCUGGCUGCCGCCCUGCCGGCCCCACCUGCGCCGCUACUUGUGUGCCACCCUGCAGCUGCCCUCCGACUGGACCCAGGUGGUGGCGCUCUUCCAGAGCCUGGCGAGCGCAGGGCGCCCUCUGGCCCCGCUGCCCCGCUGCCUCCGCACCGGCCUGGCAGACAAGUUCCAGCAAUUUGAUGCCUACCAGCUGGCCAAGUACAACUCGCGCAAGAGCCGUGGCAAAGCCAGGGGGCGCCCGCGGUCCCGCCAGCCAGGGAGGGAACUCAGGAGUCCUGUGCUCUGGCCCCAGUGCUGCCAGCCAAUUCUUCCUACUGGAGCUGCCUCCCAGAGACCUCUGCCCUGGACGAGGAGAUUCCGGCUGCGCCAAGCGUUCGGCAAGCUUCAGAUGAAGUUUGAAAGUGGUCAGCCAUCCCAGGAGCCGCGCGAGACGAAGCCCUUCUCCCUGAAGGCGCUGAUCCGAUGGCUGCAUAUCUCCAAGCCGGCCCAGCACGUCAUGAGUCUGCUGGGCUGCAGGUACCCCUCGGACCUGAGCUCCUUCUCCCGGAGCCACCUGCCAGGGCCCUGGGACCCCGCCCGGGCCGGGACCCGAAUGAAACUUCCGCAGCCCCAGACCUGGGACCGACAGCUUAGCCAGCGCGGGAACAAGGCUGCGGUCUGGGAGGAACUGAUUGACUCGGGGAAGUUGCCAUUCAUGGCCAUGCUCAGGAACCUGCGCAACAUCAUCCGGGCCGGGGUGAGUGAGCGGCACCACCGGCGAGUGCUCAGCCAGCUGCAGAACAAGGAGUCCAUCAUCCGCAGCCGGCAGUUCCCCUUCCAGUUCCUGGCUGCGAAUAAAGUCAUCCAGGACAUGGAGGAGCAGCUGAAGAAGAAAAACAGCCCUUGCCCCUCUAACGUGGAGCUGCUGCGGGCGCUGCUGAGACGUGGAAAGAAGCAGCCGGGGGCCCUGCCCGGGGUGUGGGGGCAGCCGCCCUGGACGCGCCGGGAGCUACGCGCGGCCUUGUCCAUCCCCAUCCUCUUCCGCGCGGUGAAGAGUGAAAAGCAGCGGCUGCAGAAGGCCAGGGAGCUGCGCCCCGACCCCGCCCUCCUGGUCCGCUAUCACUCGGCCCUGGAUGCCGCCAUCCGCAUCUCCGCCCGGCACAACCUGCCCCCCCUGCCCGGCCGCACCCUCAUCCUCUGCUGCACCUCCAGUGCCAUGACGACGCCCUACCACCGGUCCCGGGAGCUGCGCGGCCUCCGCCCGGAGCCCAUGACAGCGCUGGAGGUGGCCCUGCUGCUGGGCCUGAUGGGCCGGGCGGUGGCAGAGCGGGCGCGCCUGGUGCUGUAUGGCCGCGGCCACUGGGAGGAGGUGCAGGCACUGGCCGGGUCGCUGCUGGAGAACGUCCAGAGCCUGUACCAGCAGGUCCAGGCCACAAUGGAGCCGAGCAGCGGCUCCAGCACCGUCAGCGAUGUCCUCUGGGACCUGGUGGCUCGUGGGGAGCCGGUGGACACCCUGCUCGUGCUGAGCCACAGCUCAGAGGCCCCCCUGGCCGGCCCCGCCCUGCGGCUGAUGCGGGAUCGUGUUGUCCCCCACUGCCUCUUCGUGAACCUCUGCCUGGAGCCCAGGGGGUGCCAGGGGGGCCCCGCGGACGAGGUGGAGCUGGCUGGGUUCAGUGAGCAGGUGCUCAGGUUCCUGGCCGUGCGCGGCACCUCCCGCCUGCUGGAGCAUGUGGGCAGGAUGGACGAGAUCCACGGACUGCCCCCCCUGCUGGGGGCGCCCCGCAGGCACCCAGAGCUUUCCCCCACCCCUCCUGCCCUGGCCCCCGCCCCCCGGAGCAGGUGGCGCAGCAUCCGCGUGUUCAUCUCGUCGCCGGUGCGGGACAUGCAGGGCGAGCGGGACGUGCUGCUCCAGGCCGUGCUGCCCGCCCUGCGCGCCCGCGCCGCCCCCCACCACCUGGCGCUGCAGGAGAUCGACCUGCGCUGGGGCAUCACCGAGCAGGAGGCGCGGCAGGAGCGGCAGCUGGAACUGUGCCUCUCGGAGGUGGCUCGGAGCCAGCUCUUUGUGGGCAUUUUGGGGGAGCGUUACGGCUAUGUACCCAGAGAAUACUCCCUGCCGGACGCCCCCCAGUACGAGUGGGUGAAGUCGUACCCUCGGGGCCGCUCCAUCACCGAGCUGGAGGUCAUGCAGUUCCUCAGCAGUCGGCGCGACUCCGGUUCUGCUGCCAAGGCGUUCUUCUACCUCCGCGAGCCAGAUUUCCUUGGGUCCGUGCCGGAAGCCUGGAGGGCAGAUUUCGUGGCAGAGUCAGAGGAUGCUCAGCACCGGAUGGCAGAUCUGAAGGGGCAUCUGGGCCAGCACCUGGGGGUGGCAUCUGUCAGCAGGUACUCCUGCCAGUGGGGCGGCGUGGCCCAGGGCCGGCCGUAUGUCAAGGGGCUGGAGGAGUUUGGGGCCCGGGUGCUGCAGGAUCUGUGGGGCGCCCUCCAACGCCAGUUCCUCCAGGCUGAGUCGGAGCCCCCUGGGGGCGAGGAGGAGGAGGGGCAAGAGCUGCAAGAUGCCUUCCAGGACUUCCAGCAGCGCCAGUUCUGUGCCCGGGGCAAGCUGCUGGGUGCCGUGGCCGGGCGGGUGCGUGAGGGCCGGCCCCCCCGCCGCGGGGCAGGGGGCGGGCUCUACGUGGUGAUGGGUGCGCCUGGCGAUGGCAAGACUGUCUUCAUGGCGGCGCUGGCACGGGAGCUGAGCGCCCAUCCCCCGGCCCGGGACGCCUCCCCCACCCGCUGCCUGGUCAUCUCCCACUUCACCGGGGCCCGGCCGGACCAGGCCAGCGCCAGGGUAGUGCUGAGCCAGUUGUGUGCCCGCCUGAGCCGUCUGCUGGGCCAGACGGCCCCGCCCCCCGCCAGCUACAGGGGGCUGGUGUGCUGUCUGGAGGCCCUCCUGCCCGCGGUGGCCGGGUCGCUCCGGGGAGCCCAGCGCCUGGCCGUGCUGCUCGAUGGGGCUGACCAGAUCCACGGGGACAGUGGGCAGCCCGUCUCCGACUGGCUUCCGGUGCGGCUGCCCCCGCGCGUGAGCCUGGUUCUGAGCAUCGGCGAGGGCUCCGGACUCCUGGAUUCCCUACAGCGACGGGCGGACACAGUCAUCAUCCCCCUGGGGUCCCUGGACCCCUGCGACCGGGCUGGGCUGGUCCGCCGGGACCUCGCCUUGUACGGCAAGAAGCUGGAGGAGACGGCCUUCAACAACCAGAUGCGGCUGGUGCUACUGAAGCGCGGUGCCCAGCAGCCCCUCUACCUGGCGCUGCUCACCCAGGAUCUGCGAGCCUUCACCGUCUAUGAAAAGGUCUCGGAGAGGAUCCAAACGCUGCCCCCGGCGCUGCCUGCCCUGCUCCAGCACAUGCUGGGCUGCCUGGAGCAGGAGCACGGGGCUGAGCCAGUGGCCAUAGCCGUCGCCGCCCUCUGGGCCAGCAAAGACGGCCUGCUGGAGCGCGAUCUCCUCGCCGUGCUCACCAUGUGGAGGGAGCUGGGCGGGGCGCCUGUCACCUGGGAGGGAGGCAUGGCUGCUGGGGGCCGCGCAGCGACCAUCCCCAAGGCCCCGAUCUAUUCCCUGAUGAGGAGCCUGAGGGGGCUGGCGGGGGUGUGUGGGGCCCCCUCGGAGGCCCCCGGCUCACGGCUCCACCUCUGCGGUGCCCCCCUGCGGAUGGCGGUAGAACGGCGCUACCUGAAGGAACCGGGCCUGGAGCGAGCGGCUCACGCUCUGAUAGCAGCUCAUCUCUGGAAACUCUGCGACCCGGACGUGUCCCGGAGCUUCCAGGGCAGCGAGGCUGGGCCCCUGGCGGCUCUGCCCUACCACCUGGUCUGCGCUGGAUGCCCCGACCUCCUGGGCUCCCUUCUGACGGACCUGCGCUUCGUGGCCGCCCACGUCCGCCUGGGGCUGCUGCCUGUGCUAGGCCAGGCCUAUGCCCUGCACGCGGGCAGCGCCCAGCCCCCGGGCGAGGUGGGCGCAUUCCGGGCGAUGGUGCAGGCGGGCGCGGCACUGCUUUCUGAGAACCCAUCGCUCCUGGCCCAGCUGGCAGCCAACGCGCCUGAUGGCUCCUCGCUGGGCGCCCAGGCCCAGGCCCUGGCCCCACCGGAGGGGCGCCUGCUGCUCUGGCGCAACAAGGCCCAGGACGCCCCUCACCCUGACAGCGUCGCCCUGGCCCUGCCCACAUCCCCCACCUGUGUGGCCAUCUCUCCCUGCGGGCGCCAGGCUGCCGUGGGCAGCACCGACGGGACCCUGCACCUGCUGGACAUGCAGAGUGGCCAGGAGCUGAAGACCCUGCUGAGCAGUGGCACUGGGAUCUCGGCCUGCGUUUUCCUGGCUGAUGGGACCCUCUGCCUGGGCACCUCCGCUGGGGGACUGGAGACCUGGGGCCUGCGUGAGGGCAGCAGGCUCCUGGCUACUGAUGCUCACCAGGGCCAGGUCACAGACUGCUGCGUCAGCCCUGAUCGCAGACAGCUGGCCAGCGUCUCCCUGGAUGGGCACCUGAAGCUGUGGGACUCUGCCCAGGGGCACCUGACCUGGGAGCUGGAUCUCUCCUGCCCCUUGAACUGUGCUGCCUUCCACCCCGACGGGCAGCUGGUGGCCACCGGGGGCUGGGACGGCGCUGUGACCAUCCUGGGCCUGCAGAACCGGAGUGUGAGCUCGGUUCUCUCAGGCCAUGACACUUCCGUCCGCGCCGUGUCCUUCUCCCCUGCGGGCACCAUGCUAGCGUCCGGCUGCCUGGCCGGGACAGUGCAUCUUUGGUCCUGGCGGGAGGUCGUGAGCCUGGCCACGUUCCCAGCACACCAGGGCUUCGUCUCCGAGGUCAAGUUUCUCUCCGGGGGCCAGGUCCUCCUCACGGCGGGCGAGGACUCGAAGGUCCAGCUCUGGCCAGGGCACCUGGGCCGUGCCCGGGGCGCUCUGGGCUCAGGGCCGCUUUCUCCAGCCCUCUGUGUGGCCCCCAACCCCGCCGGCACCCUACUCGCUGUGGGGCACCAUUCAGAUGAUGUUUGGGUCUACGGCACCCCCUGGGGCUCGGCCGGGUGGCGCUGCCCAGUAGGGGGUGUGGCGGUGCCCAGCCUGGCUUGGCUCGGAGAUGCCGUGCUGGCUGGAGGCAGCAGGGACGGCACCCUGCGUGGCUGGGCACUGGCGAGCAGCUUGGCCUGCCCCCUGUGGGAGCUGCGGGGGCACAAGGGGGCCGUGCUGGGCCUAGCCGCCUCGCCCCAGCUGCUGGCGUCUGCCUCAGAGGAUUUCACCAUCUGCCUGUGGCUGGCCGAGACACUGAGACGGGCCCUCCCGGACCCUUCCCCAGCCCCCCUGGCCGUCCUGCAGGGCCACGCGGCCGCUGUUACCUGCUGCGCCUUCAGCCCCGAUGGCCGGCACCUUGCCACGGGGGGCAGGGACAAGACCCUGUUGUGCUGGGACGUGGGGGGCCCCACCCCGGGAGCCCCCCCCCUCUGGCGCUCGCUCCCCUUCUGCCACCGCGACUGGCUCAGUGGCUGCGUUUGGGUCGGGCCCCUGCUGCUGUCCUGCUCCAGCGAUGGCACCGUACGGCUCUGGGACCCGGCAACUGGCCAGCGGCUCCGCGAGUUCCUACCCCACUGCGGCCCCGUCAGUGCUGUCCUGGCCAUGGCCGGGCGCGUGCUGGCGGUGGGCCGCGAUGGGACGCUGGCAGCAUGGGACAUGCUGGGCGUGGAGCUGACCCGCUUCCCGGCGCACCCCGGGCUGGUGAACCAGGGCGCUGGUUUCAUGGGAGCAGACGGCGAUUUCGUGGUGGCCAUGGCUGGAUGCGACGGGCGGGUGCAGCUCUGGAGCCCCCUGGAGCGCUGGAUGGAGACGUCAAGAUCUGGGAGCACGCCACGAGGAGACUGGUGGGUGGCGUGA